Messenger RNA from Motacilla alba alba, 6091 nucleotides. It is a transcript of the gene HECW1, whose product is annotated as HECT, C2 and WW domain containing E3 ubiquitin protein ligase 1. Gene Ontology annotation, biological process: regulation of dendrite morphogenesis. Bases 435 to 5204 code for a protein of 1589 amino acids. The transcript is spliced from 29 exons. Lineage: Eukaryota; Metazoa; Chordata; Aves; Passeriformes; Motacillidae. The record is from RefSeq and is a predicted model, not a curated record. Gene Ontology annotation, molecular function: protein binding; ubiquitin-protein transferase activity.
CUGCCGGGCGCCCGCCGCGGCGUGUGGGUGGCUCCAGGCGGCCGGUACCCAGCGACAGGCGGCGAGGUGGGAGGAGGCUGGCGGGGCGGAGGAAGAGGAGGAGGGAGCGCGGCGGUGCUGCGGGCGUAUCAGCCGGUGCUGGACUAUGGUGCGGCUCGGCGGGGGCUGACACGCCGGCAACCCGCCCGCCCUUCCUCCCUGCCGGCUGACAGGCACGUGUGGGAUGUGAGACCUGCCCUCGCCGGGGGAGCAUGAGCUGUGCCCAGGCCGGCAUUGUCCAGAACUGAGUGUCACAGGGAAGCUAGCUGUGUCCUGUGCCAGCAUGAAGCACUGACAUUUCUUAUUACUCGAGCAGCAGGCUAAAGCAGAAACAGCCACAGAAGUUACUACCAGACCAGAAUCUGUACCAAAACAGGUUCCUGGGCCUGGCAGCCAUGGCAUCUCCAUCUAGGAACUCACAAAAUCGGCGCCGGUGCAAAGAGCCUCUCAGAUACAGCUAUAAUCCUGACCAGUUCCAUAACAUGGACAUCAGGAACAAUUCCCAUGAGACGGUCACCAUUCCUAGGUCUACCAGUGACACAGACCUCGUCACUUCAGACAGCCGGUCCACCCUGAUGGUCAGCAGCUCCUACUACUCCAUCGGGCAUUCACAGGACCUAGUGAUAUACUGGGAUAUAAAAGAGGAAGUGGAUGCAGGGGACUGGAUUGGCAUGUAUCUCAUAGAUGAGGUCUUGUCAGAAAACUUUUUGGACUACAAGAACCGUGGCGUCAAUGGCUCUCACCGUGGUCAAAUUAUUUGGAAAAUUGAUGCCAGCUCUUACUUUGUGGAGCCUGAAACAAAGAUCUGCUUCAAGUACUACCACGGCGUGAGUGGGGCGCUACGAGCCACGACUCCAAGCGUGACAGUGAAAAACAACGCAGCUCCUAUUUUUAAAAGCAUCACCAAUGAAGACUCAGUCCAGGGACAAGGAAGUCGGAGACUGAUAAGUUUUUCAUUGUCAGAUUUCCAGGCUUUUGGUCUGAAGAAAGGAAUGUUCUUCAAUCCAGAUCCUUAUCUGAAGAUUUCCAUCCAGCCUGGAAAACAUAGCAUCUUCCCAGCCCUUCCUCAUCAUGGACAGGAGAAAAGAUCUAAGAUCAUAUGUAACACCGUUAACCCUAUCUGGCAAGGAGAGCAAUUCAGCUUUGUCUCCCUGCCCACCGAUGUCCUGGAAAUAGAAGUUAAAGACAAAUUUGCAAAGAGCCGACCGAUCAUCAAACGUUUUCUGGGAAAACUCUCUAUGCCGGUUCAGCGCCUCUUGGAAAGACAUGCCAUAGGGGACAGGGUUGUAAGCUACACUCUGGGUCGCAGACUUCCUACAGAUCAUGUCAGUGGCCAGCUGCAGUUCCGAUUUGAGAUAACUUCUUCCAUCCAUCCAGAUGAUGAAGAGGUCUCCAUUAGUGCAGAUCCUGAGCCAGCUGACCUCCCGGAAAGCCCUGUGAACAACCCCACAGAGGAAAGCCUCGGUGAGCCUCCAUGCAUCAACACAGUGACCUCAGAAAGUGCAGCUCCAGAACAGCUAAAUGGAUACAGUGUGAACAGUGUCGAUAGCCCAGGGGCUGUCAAACCACCUGGGGAAGUCAACCAGAACAGCUUAAAUGAAGAGCUAGCAGGAGAUGGGGAGGUUGAUGCGGUGCCAGUUCCUGAGCCCUUGGAAUCCAUCCCAGGAGAAGUGCUGCCUUCUUUGAGUGCUACGGACCUCAUGGAGCAGUCGGAUCUGACAGCUUGCAUGUCUCCUCCUGAGCCUGAAGUUAGGGAAAAUAACAAAGUCAAUUCUGGUAUUCAGGGAGAUGGUGGAGUCUUGACCAGCAUAGAAACAGUAGAUAUUGAUGAGGUGAGUGCAGAUGUGCAUGCUGGCAAAGACCUAGAGAAGAGUCAGGAUGAAGAAGAAGAAGGGGCUUCAGCCCAGGAGGAGGAAGACAACAAGCUCCAACUGAGGACCACAGCAAAGAGGAAAAACAGGCCGUGCUCCCUGCCUGUGUCUGAACUUGAGACAGUCAUAGCUUCAGCUUGCGGUGAGCCAGAGACCCCUCGCACACACUACAUACGGAUACACAACCUGCUCCACAGCCUGCCCUCGGCACAGAUGAGCAGCGAUGGGGAAGAAGAGCAAGAUGGUGGUAAUGGGAGGGAGAACGAUGAGGAGUCUACUGUCAAGGAGGUAAUGGAUAAGGAGGUGGUCAGUGAGAGUGAGACCAUGGCAGCAGAGCCUCCUCUGGAAAACGAGGCUGAAGAGAACUUCAGCCAGAGCACGGUGCCUCCUGGAACCUUGGAUGAGCAACUCUCUGACUUGAAUGAUGGGCUGUUGGAUGGGGAACCCCCCAGGACAGGAAGUGAGAGCGAGUCAAGCUCCAGGCCCAAUGGUGACAACGAAUGUGAAGCGUGCGACACCUCUUGCUACAGCCCCUCUUGCUACAGCACCUCCUGCUACAGCACCUCCUGCUACAGCACUUCGUGCUACAGCACCUCCUGCUACGACAGUAACAAUCGCUUCUCCAGCCAUACGCGCUUCUCCUCCGUCGACAGCGCAAAGAUUUCCGAGAGCACGGUCUUUUCCUCACAGGAUGAUGAUGAGGAGGAGAACAGUGCUUUUGAGUCAGUGCCAGAUUCAGUGCAGAGCCCUGAGCUGGACAGGGAGCAAGUGGAUGGCUCCUCCCAGUGGCCAGAUGAACUAGUAGCUCAUGGUGGGAAUCCACAGAGAGCCACAGAGGGUCUAGACACCCCAAUAGCAGGUCCAAGCAGCAGAAGAGAAGGUGAUUGUCCUUUACUCCAUAAUUCUCAGCCAGUCAGCCAGCUUCCUUCUCUGAGGCCUGACCAUCAUCACUACCCAACUAUCGAUGAGCCUCUUCCACCAAAUUGGGAAGCUCGGAUAGACAGCCAUGGGAGAGUGUUCUACGUGGAUCAUGUCAACCGCACCACCACAUGGCAGCGGCCCACAGCCGCAGCAACGCCAGACGGGAUCCACAGGUCUGGCUCCAUCCAGCAAAUGGAGCAGCUGAACCGCCGGUACCAAAACAUCCAGCGAACCAUUGCAACAGAGAGGACUGAAGAUGAUGCUGUGGUAAACAACAGGGUGGAGAGAGUUCCCACUGGAGGAGGAAGUGACUCUGAGGCAGAGCCUUCCCAGCCAAGCCCAGAGAUUAGGAGGGAAGGUUCCCUUUCUCCUGUGAAUUCUCAAAAAAUCACCUUGCUGCUGCAGUCUCCAGCUGUGAAGUUCAUCACCAAUCCCGAGUUCUUCACUGUGCUGCAUGCAAACUAUAGUGCCUAUCGAGUCUUCACCAACAGUACCUGCUUGAAGCACAUGAUUCUGAAGAUUCGUAGAGAUGCUCGUAAUUUUGAGCGGUAUCAGCACAACAGAGACCUAGUAAAUUUUAUCAACAUGUUUGCUGAUACCCGACUGGAGCUUCCUCGUGGCUGGGAGAUAAAAACUGACCAGCAGGGCAAGUCUUUCUUCAUUGACCACAAUAGCCGUGCUACCACCUUCAUAGAUCCCAGGAUCCCGCUGCAGAAUGGGCGUCUCCCAAACCACCUGACUCACCGGCAACAUCUCCAGCGACUUCGUAGCUACAGCGCUGGAGAGGCCUCUGAAGUCUCUCGAAACAGAGGAGUUACUCUGUUGGCCAGACCAGGCAAUAGUCUCGUAACAGCUAUUCGAAACCAGCACCAUCACGAGGCAUUACCUCUGGCUUACAAUGACAAGAUUGUUGCAUUUCUACGCCAACCCAAUAUUUUUGAGAUGCUGCAGGAGCGUCAGCCCAGCUUGGCCAGAAACCAUGCACUCAGGGAGAAGAUCCAUUACAUUCGGACAGAGGGCACCCAUGGGCUUGAAAAGUUGUCGUGUGAUGCAGAUUUAGUAAUUCUGCUGAGCCUUUUUGAAGAGGAUAUCAUGUCCUACAUACCACUGCAGGCUGCCUUCCAUCCGGGUUACAGUUUUUCUCCUCGCUGCUCACCCUGUUCAUCACCCCAAAACUCUCCAGGGCUGCAGCGAGCAAGUGCAAGAGCACCUUCUCCAUACAGGAGGGACUUUGAAGCCAAGCUGCGCAAUUUCUAUCGAAAACUUGAAGCCAAAGGGUAUGGGCAGGGUCCAGGGAAAAUUAAGUUAAUUAUACGGCGUGACCACUUGCUGGAAGGCACCUUCAACCAGGUAAUGGCAUAUUCACGCAAGGAGCUCCAGCGGAACAAACUCUACGUCACGUUUGUCGGCGAGGAAGGGUUGGACUACAGUGGCCCCUCCCGAGAAUUCUUUUUCCUACUGUCUCAGGAGCUCUUCAAUCCCUAUUAUGGGCUGUUUGAGUAUUCAGCCAAUGACACUUACACUGUACAGAUCAGCCCCAUGUCUGCCUUUGUUGAAAAUCACCUGGAAUGGUUCAGGUUCAGCGGUCGUAUUCUUGGCCUUGCUCUCAUUCAUCAAUACCUUCUUGAUGCUUUCUUCACAAGGCCGUUCUACAAAGCACUGCUAAGGCUGCCAUGUGAUUUAAGUGACUUAGAGUACCUGGAUGAAGAGUUCCAUCAGAGCUUGCAGUGGAUGAAGGAUAACAAUAUCACAGAUAUCCUGGAUCUAACCUUCACAGUGAACGAGGAGGUGUUUGGACAGGUGACAGAGAGAGAGUUGAAAUCUGGAGGGGCAAAUACAGCGGUGACGGAAAAGAACAAGAAGGAGUACAUCGAGAGAAUGGUAAAGUGGCGAGUGGAACGAGGAGUGGUCCAGCAAACAGAGGCCCUGGUCCGUGGCUUCUACGAAGUUGUAGACUCCAGGCUUGUCUCUGUUUUUGACGCCAGAGAACUGGAGCUAGUUAUAGCUGGCACUGCAGAAAUAGAUCUCAAUGACUGGCGGAACAACACAGAAUAUCGUGGAGGCUACCAUGAUGGACACAUAGUGAUACGGUGGUUCUGGGCAGCCGUGGAGAGGUUUAACAACGAGCAGAGGCUGCGAUUGUUGCAGUUCGUCACGGGAACAUCGAGCGUGCCCUACGAGGGUUUUGCCGCUCUCCGCGGGAGCAACGGCCUGCGGCGCUUCUGUAUAGAGAAAUGGGGGAAAAUAACCUCCCUCCCAAGGGCACACACAUGUUUCAACCGUUUGGAUCUUCCACCUUACCCCUCAUAUUCUAUGCUGUAUGAAAAGCUGCUGACAGCUGUUGAAGAAACUAGCACCUUUGGACUUGAAUGAGGGGGUUCAGGCACUUCUGGUGUUUUUAUGGCUGAUGAUGUCACCUUUCCUGUCCACCAUCAUUUGAUCUUGGUUUCCCAUGUUUUUAUUUUUGAAAACAAAACAAAAAUCAAGAUUAACAAAAGCCGUGCAUGGAGAACUGCCACCCUCUAUGAUCUAACCUUCAUGCUUUCAUCCUCUGUUUCCAAUGGACUGCUAGUCUGUAUGCAAUAGAAAAUCAACUGUCUCAAGGUUUCUGUAUAUCUCUACAUACCUCCAUUAAUAACAAUGAAAAUACAAAUGCAAGUUACACUACACUUGACCAAAUGUUAAUAAAUGUUUACUUCCACCUACGUUGAUUAAAAAAUAAAAAAAAACUUCAUCAAGCAUUCCAAGCUUUUAUAUACCCAUAUCUUCUAAAUCAAUUCAUAGCCCAUCUUACUUCUUAAUCGUUGAAUCCAGUACUAGGAGCUGGUCAAAUGUAUCAUCAUCCAUCCCUAUUUUCCCUGUAUGUAUUGUCCAUCUGAAAGACACCUAUGAGCAAAACUGAAAUUUUUAUAUAUGAACUCAUGAUCCACAUCAGUUGUAUCAGCUGGAACUGGCCCAGAUACAUGGUGCAGAUAAGACCUUCAAAAAGUUUAAAAAAAACCAACAAAACACCAACCUGUAAUGCAAUGCAAAGCAUAACGGCGAUUGUUAUGAUUGUUGCUUGCCAGUACUGGAGAGAACUUGCACUUCAGAGCUAUCGGGAGGGGCAUCUCCAUUGUAAUGUUUACCACACAAGAAGCACAAGGUUGUGCACACUCAAGAAGGAUGUUUUAUUAUGUAGCAUAAAGGACAAAGGCUCCCUUACCUUAGUAUUGUAUAAGACAAGGAAAAGGAGAAGUAAGAAGAAUGUUCUACUCUUA